UCAUUUUCGUGCACCGCCGCUUCCGGUCGGCGUGAGCGGUCGGUGGCCGCAGGCUUAGGAUAUUCGCGUGGUGCCUUGAGUUCCUUUUCAAGUCGCCCUCCCUCCUCCGGAACCAUGGCCACCGACUCGUGGGCCCUGGCGGUGGACGAGCAGGAAGCGGCUGUCAAGUCGAUAAGCAGUUUGCAGAUCAAGGAAGAGAAAGUCAAACCAGAAACCAAUGGUGUUGUCAAAACCAGUACCCCAGCAGAGAAGGCAGAUGAAGACGAGAAAGAGGACAAAGCUGCCCAGUCCUUGCUCAACAAGCUGAUCAGAAGCAACCUUGUGGAUAACACAAACCAAGUGGAAGUCCUACAGCGGGAUCCCAACUCCCCCCUCUACUCUGUGAAGUCUUUUGAGGAGCUCCGGCUGAAACCACAGCUUCUCCAGGGAGUAUAUGCCAUGGGCUUCAAUCGACCAUCCAAGAUCCAAGAGAAUGCAUUACCCAUGAUGCUUGCUGAACCCCCACAGAAUCUCAUCGCCCAGUCUCAGUCUGGUACUGGGAAAACAGCUGCUUUCGUCCUGGCCAUGCUUAGUCGAGUGGAACCAGCAGACAGACACCCUCAGUGUCUGUGCCUCUCCCCAACAUACGAGCUGGCACUUCAAACCGGUAAAGUGAUUGAGCAGAUGGGCAGAUUUCAUCCGGAACUAAAGCUUGCUUAUGCUGUUCGAGGCAACAAAUUGGAAAGAGGGCAGAAGAUCAGUGAGCAGAUUGUCAUUGGCACCCCAGGGACUGUCCUGGACUGGUGCUCCAAACUCAAGUUCAUUGACCCCAAGAAGAUCAAGGUGUUUGUUCUGGACGAGGCUGACGUGAUGAUAGCCACUCAGGGCCACCAGGAUCAGAGCAUCCGCAUCCAGAGGAUGCUGCCCAGGAACUGCCAGAUGCUCCUUUUCUCUGCGACCUUUGAAGACUCUGUGUGGAAGUUUGCCCAGAAAGUGGUCCCAGACCCAAACGUGAUCAAACUGAAGCGCGAGGAGGAGACUUUGGAUACCAUCAAGCAGUACUACGUCCUGUGCAACAACAGAGAUGAGAAGUUCCAAGCCCUGUGCAACCUGUAUGGGGCCAUCACCAUCGCUCAGGCCAUGAUCUUCUGCCACACCCGCAAAACAGCCAGCUGGUUGGCAGCAGAGCUGUCAAAGGAAGGCCACCAGGUGGCCCUGCUGAGUGGAGAAAUGGUGGUGGAGCAGAGAGCAGCUGUGAUUGAGCGCUUCCGAGAGGGCAAAGAGAAGGUUCUGGUGACCACCAACGUGUGUGCCCGCGGUAUCGAUGUUGAACAAGUGUCUGUCGUCAUCAACUUUGAUCUUCCCGUGGACAAGGAUGGGAACCCAGACAAUGAGACCUACCUGCACCGGAUCGGGCGCACCGGCCGCUUUGGCAAGAGGGGCCUGGCCGUGAACAUGGUUGACAGCAAGCACAGCAUGAACAUCCUGAACAGAAUCCAGGAGCAUUUUAAUAAGAAGAUAGAAAGACUGGACACGGAUGAUUUGGAUGAGAUUGAGAAAAUAGCCAACUGAGAAGUUCUGCCUGUCACUUGUGUCCACCCUUGGCACAGGCCCUGCUGGGAGAUGAGAGCUUUCACAGCCAAGACCUUGACUGUCACCGAGAAGACGGCGCGUGUAGAAACUACCUACCUCAUUUUAAAUUACGUUUGGACUUGACAAAAAUUUGUGCAAAUGAUGGGGGGAAUUGAAUGAAUAGUCUGCAUUUUGGAAAUGGUCCUUUUUUUAAACACUCAAUUUCCUCAUCUUUAUAGUAAUUGGUUGCUACUGAUAAUCACUGGCCCCAGGACUCCCUGCCUAUUUUUCUGUCAGGGGGUGUUGGGUGUUCUGUGAAGAAACAACAGAGGUAGAGGUGGUAUGGGAGAACCUGGCAGGACACGGGUGUGAAUUACCAGCAUGCUGAGCGUGGGACAUGGCAGCAGAGCAGCCCCUGAGCUGCGUUUCUUGUGUCCUGACCCUGACACCAUCUUCCUUCUAAUAACCUGAGAAAACCCUAAUUUCCCUUUUUACUUCUCUUGUUUCUGACAAAAGCUCUCCCUGUUUCUCCCUGGUGAACAUCUUGGCUACUGUUUUGUAAGCGAUCUGGAGAGAAACACAGAUGUCAGUGAAUCUAGCUGUUCACAUGAGAUUGUUCUGGCAGGGGCAAACGAAUCCUUGGAGGGUCUGGGCCAUCCUCCUGCUGCUCCUUCCAGCUACUCCAUCUGCUCAGGGCCCUGGUCCUCAGUCAUAGCAGCCAGGAGGCACCGGUUAGUUUUCUGAACACAUGUCUGGCUGAGUUCUUAUCUGGGGGGAUCAGACAGUACCUGAGGCUUAGCAUCGCCUUGGAAAGGAAGUUACAACCAAGUAAAAAAGUGUGUGCCGUUCAUCCAGAGCAGAAGACUUUGUGUGUUCUUUUACAUUGUAUGAAUAUGGAUGGAGAAAUUAUAGCUAUAUAUGCAUCAUUUGUUAGAAAUUUUAAUCAUGAGAUACGCUUUACUAAUCAUGACUUGGUUUUAUUUCUGUUCUGCUUAUAAGACUAAAAUAUGCUCAUUAAAAAUGUGUGUGUGU
Lepus europaeus (European hare) is the source of this 2583-nucleotide messenger RNA. RefSeq names its product DEAD-box helicase 19A (gene DDX19A). Gene Ontology annotation, cellular component: cytoplasmic stress granule; nucleus. Gene Ontology annotation, biological process: poly(A)+ mRNA export from nucleus. NCBI's taxonomy places the organism in Eukaryota, Metazoa, Chordata, Mammalia, Lagomorpha, Leporidae. Bases 115 to 1551 code for a protein of 478 amino acids. The transcript has 12 exons. The record is from RefSeq and is a predicted model, not a curated record. Gene Ontology annotation, molecular function: ATP binding; RNA binding; RNA helicase activity.